AUGGAAUUGACGCACCGCUCUCCUUGGAACCUUGGCAACCACGAAGACGGCGUUCUCACUGGCCUGGCGAAUCUGCUCCAGGCCUGGCAGGAUGUCAUCGAGAAGCUGAAAGUUGAUAUUCCUGCCUUGCACGCGCUGGACGGCGUCGGCUCCAGAGUGCCGUGCUUGUGCACUAAAUGGAGAGAGAGGUGUAAGCGGAAGCGCCGAAGAGAGAGGGCCGCGCAUCUGAACCAGCAGUCGGACAUGACCAUCCUGAGCGCGCUCCCGGCAUUCCAAGGAGAGAACGCCCUCAGCGACGGGUCUGCGUUGCGGCACCUGGUCCAGGUGGGGGCGGACGUCGUCGGGGCCGUGGCCGGAGGGACCCUGCAGCUGGCGCAGCACGGGGCGGGCGCGGCAGUCGCUGUCACGACGCGUGGCGUCGAGGCUGCCGUGGAUGCCGCCCACGCCGCGAGGAUGGGAGCGGCCUGA
Prorocentrum cordatum is the source of this 468-nucleotide messenger RNA. NCBI's taxonomy places the organism in Eukaryota, Dinophyceae, Prorocentrales, Prorocentraceae. The record is from the annotation of a GenBank genome assembly.